AACAACACUAGGAGAUUCUUAAAAAAUUCUUGCCAAUUAGAAGUUCGAAUUUCUUUAGCUUAUUUAGUUUAUUGAUUGUGUAAUUUAAUGCGUGUAUAAGGAACCCCGGCACACAAAUUCAUCAUAGCAAUGUAUACAUUACGGCAUCUGCGACUUCAGAGUGGGAAACAUUUCCUUAACUCUUAUGCGACAAUCAAAGCAACAACAACAAAACACAUGCUGCUUGCUAAAACAACAGCUGAGCCGGUUACAUCGCGUGUUCUAAUGGGAUUUCCAAUCCGUGACCACCGGGAGAGGCAAGACAAGCUUCCACAACUUUUACUCCAGAGCCAGUUGCGACAUGGAAGUACAAAUGCCUUGCCGAAAUCCCUGGUGGGUCAACUAACCGACGCCACAAAGCCAUAUGCACAACUGAUGAGAAUCGAUCGACCUAUUGGCACUUAUUUGCUGUUCUGGCCCUGUGCCUGGAGCAUAGGUUUGAGUGCCAAUGCCGGCUGUUGGCCGGAUCUUACGAUGUUGGGUUUGUUUGCCACUGGAGCAUUAAUUAUGCGUGGAGCCGGCUGCACUAUAAACGAUCUUUGGGACAAAGAUAUAGAUGCCAAAGUAGAACGAACUCGAUCUCGGCCAUUGGCCUCUGGAAAAAUUAGUCAAUUCGAUGCCAUAGUUUUUCUUUCAGCCCAACUUAGUUUGGGCUUGUUGGUGCUUGUGCAGCUGAAUUGGGAGUCCAUUUUGCUGGGUGCCAGUUCACUGGGUCUCGUUAUUACCUACCCUCUAAUGAAGAGGGUCACCUACUGGCCACAAUUGGUUCUGGGUAUGGCCUUCAAUUGGGGCGCACUACUAGGAUGGUGUGCCACCCAAGGCAGUGUUAAUUUAGCCGCUUGCCUGCCUCUCUAUUUAUCGGGUGUAUGUUGGACAAUCGUCUAUGAUACCAUCUAUGCCCAUCAGGAUAAACUGGAUGACUUACAGAUCGGAGUUAAGUCAACGGCUUUAAGAUUUGGCGAGAACACCAAAGUUUGGCUAUCAGGAUUCACGGCGGCCAUGCUCACGGGACUCUCAGCGGCAGGUAUGGCAUGUGAUCAGACUUUGCCUUACUAUGCAGCGGUUGGCAUAGUCGGAGCUCAUCUUGUGCAGCAAAUCUACUCACUCAAUAUUGACAACCCCAGUGACUGUGCCAAGAAAUUCUUCUCCAAUCAUCAAGUGGGUCUCAUUCUUUUCCUUGGCAUCGUUCUAGGCACCCUGCUAAAGUCCAAGGACAACAAAAAUCAGCAUCAGAAUGCAUCUUUGACUUCGACUUAUAUGCCACUAUCUCAGAAUACGGAGGUAAUGAGCUGAAGGCGAUCUGAAACAAGCUUAACCGGUUAACAUUGAGCAACAAAAAUAAGCGAAGUCACAUUAGACCAAAGUCUGUAGUUAGAGCUAUUAAUUUUAAUGUCUUUACUAUGUGUGUAUAUAUAGAAUGACUUCAAUGUA
Messenger RNA from Drosophila willistoni, 1470 nucleotides. It is a transcript of the gene Coq2, whose product is annotated as 4-hydroxybenzoate polyprenyltransferase, mitochondrial. Lineage: Eukaryota; Metazoa; Arthropoda; Insecta; Diptera; Drosophilidae. Gene Ontology annotation, cellular component: mitochondrial inner membrane. The record is from RefSeq and is a predicted model, not a curated record. The transcript is spliced from 2 exons. Gene Ontology annotation, biological process: ubiquinone biosynthetic process. Bases 130 to 1332 code for a protein of 400 amino acids.